GGUCCUGUCCCAAGGAAGCCCUGAGGGUGCCCAGGAUGCUGGUGCUGUGCCUGCUGUCCCUGGCCUGGCUCAGCGAGGGCUCCCAGCGCAGUGAGCCCAUGUUUGUGGCCGUCACCCACCGCCUCCUCCCACCCGACUACGACAGCAACCCCACACAGCUCAACUAUGGCGUGGCUGUCACUGACCUGGAUGCCGACGGCGACUUCGAGGUCGUGGUGGCGGGGUACAAUGGCCCCAACCUGGUGCUGAAGUAUGACAAGGCACGGGGACGGCUGGUGAAUGUGGCAGAGGAUGAACGGGGCUCCCCAUACUACGCGCUGCGGGACCGGCAGGGCAACGCCAUUGGCGUGACGGCCUGUGACAUUGAUGGGGACGGCCGUGAGGAGAUCUAUUUCCUCAACACCAACAACGCCUUCUCUGGNAUGGCCACAUACACGGACAAGCUCUUCAAGCUCCGCAACGGGCGCUGGGAGGACCUCCUGAGCGAUGAGGUGAACCGGGACGUGGCCAGCCGCUUCGCUGGGCGCUCCGUCGCCUGCGUGGACCGGACGGGCUCUGGCAGGUAUUCCAUCUACAUCGCCAACUACGCCAGCGGCAACGUGGGCCCCCACGCCCUGAUCGAGAUGGACGUGGCUGCCAGUGACCCUGCCCGCGGCGUCGUGGUGCUGGUGGAUGUGGCCGCCAAGGCUGGUGUCAGCAAAUACACAGGGGGCCGUGGGGUGGCUGUGGGUCCCAUCCUGAGCGACAGUGCUUCUGACAUAUUCUGCGGUAACGAGAACAGCCCCAAUUUCCUCUUCCACAACUGGGGGGACGGGACAUACCAGGACGUGGCGGCUGCUGUGGGGCUGGAUGACCCCUACCAGCACGGACGCGGUGUGGCGCUGGCUGACUUCAACCGCGACGGCCGGGUGGACAUCGUCUACGGCAACUGGAAUGGGCCGCACCGCCUCUACCUGCAGAGCGGGGCCCCUGGGCGUGUCCGAUUCCGGGACAUUGCCACCCCCAAGUUCUCAAUGCCGUCCCCCGUCCGCACCGUUAUCGCAGCCGACUUUGAUAAUGACCAGGAGCUGGAGGUUUUCUUCAACAACAUCGCCUACCGUGGCUCCUCCGCCAACCGCCUCUUCCGGCUCAUCCGCAGGGAGCAUUCAGACCCCAUCGUGGAAGAGCUGAAUCCAGGGGAUGCGCUGGAGCCUGAGGGUCGGGGCACGGGGGGUGCAGUGACAGAUUUUGAUGGCGAUGGGAUGCUGGACCUCAUCCUGUCCCACGGCGAGUCCAUGGCACAGCCAAUCUCCAUCUUCAAGGGCACGCAGGGCACCAGCAACAACUGGCUGCGCGUCAUCCCCCGCACCCGCUUCGGGGCCUUUGCGCGGGGGGCCAAAGUGGUGCUGUUCACGCGGCGCAGCGGGGCCCACCUGCGCAUCAUCGAUGGCGGAUCAGGGUACCUCUGCGAGAUGGAACCUGUAGCGCACUUCGGACUGGGGCAUGACGAAGCCAGCAGCCUGGAGGUGACCUGGCCAGAUGGCCGUGUCGUGGCACGAGCCGUGGCCAGCAGUGAGACCAACUCUGUCCUGGAGGUUCCCUACCCCCUGGACACAGAAGACCCACUCGUGCCUGCCCCACUGGAGACAUGGAUGAGUGCACCAAGUUUCCCUUUGUCUGCCCUCGGGACAAGCCCAUCUGCAUUAACACCUAUGGCGGGUAUCGCUGCCGCAGCAACAAGCGCUGCAGCCGGGGCUACGAGCCCAAUGAGGACGGCACGGCUUGUGUGGCUCAAGUGGCCUUUUUUGGGGGAUACCCCUCCGCCGGGAGCUGGCCCGGGCUCCCCUACAGUGCCCUCCUCCCUCUAGUCCUCGGACCCUGCCUUUGCCUCUAUGCACUUUAACCCCUGCCCGUAAUACGCCAGAGCAGCCUUGGAGGAAGGACCGGCUGGCCUCUGCCUGUCUCUCUUUUUCUCUCUCUUUCUCUCCAUGUCGAACCACCCUGGAUGUGCUGGCUGUGCCCUACCAGGGCGGCCUGGAGUGGGAUGGGCACGGAGCCUGGCUGCCCCUUGCACCGUGUCUGGGAAAGUAGCCCCGGGGCAGCGCCCCUUCACUGGCACCUCCCCGCCCCAGCACUGCUCCUGCCAUGCUGGCACCUCCUGGGCAGUCGCUUGCUCCGUUGCCUCGAUACCGUACCAUGUGCCUGCUGGUUUGGCCUGCGACGUGUGUGCUUCGCCUGCCCCAUCCUCGGUGACAGGGACACUCCUCUCAACUCUGGCAGAGGAGGGUCCCCCCGGCCCUGCAGGGGAAGGACCCUCCUGGUCUGUUUUUUUAACGUAUUGACCCCACUGUUUGGAGUCAGACCCUGCUCAGUCUUCCAGCCCCUCUCUCGGAGAACCCCUCCAAUAAACUAUAUCCAGUCUAUUAGCCCAGCCUGCUGAGCUGUGCGGUGCAGGGCUGUACCCAUGAUUCUGCCCUGGGGCUGUAUGGGGAGGGGGCUCAGGGGUGGAGAGCUCCCCCAGCUCUCCCUGCUCUGGGGCCAGGAGCUAGCUGGAGGAUGCACAGUGGCCCUGGGCAGCUCUGCCCCUGCCCAUCCCUGCUCCCAGCCUUGAGAGCACAGACAGAUGUGCAGCACUGGAGGGGCUGGGGUCCAGCAGGCAGCUCUGCCCACACCACAACAACAGGGCCGUGCUGCCUUGCCCCUGCGCACUGUAACCCCCUGCCACUCUC
Athene cunicularia (burrowing owl) is the source of this 2708-nucleotide messenger RNA. RefSeq names its product cartilage acidic protein 1 (gene CRTAC1). Gene Ontology annotation, biological process: axonal fasciculation. The record is from RefSeq and is a predicted model, not a curated record. Gene Ontology annotation, molecular function: calcium ion binding. Bases 36 to 1847 code for a protein of 603 amino acids. The transcript has 14 exons. NCBI's taxonomy places the organism in Eukaryota, Metazoa, Chordata, Aves, Strigiformes, Strigidae.